CCUGAUCUGACUUGUAGUUGGCAGAGGCAGGAGGAGUGUCGCCAGCGGAAGAGGAAGCUACGCGAAACCAGCACGCCAUGGCAGCAGCUGCUAAUACCUGGUUUCCUCGAAGCUUGCCUCCAGUUCCUUCUACUUCCCAAGCAAGCUUUCCGGAGUUUUCCAUGAGAGAACGGAUGAGAGAGAAGCUCAAGGCUGCACGGUCUAGAGCAGAAAGUGCUUUGCUAGAAGAAGUCUCAAAUUCACGAUCUCUGAAAAGUUUCAGAGAGAGGAAGUCCCAUCUGAGGCUGGUAAAUGAGGUAGGUGAAGAAGAAGCAAGCGUCAUUGAAGAGAAUGAGUCCAGGGUAUCUGCAAGAGUAAAGCUGCACGAUUCUGCCAGAAAGAUGAAGCAAAAAUCCCAGAUCCAAACCAGCUAUCCUUCUUCUGAAGGAGCCUAUAACUUCUUCACUUUCCAUUUCAAUCCUGAGCCGGAGAACAUAGGGGAAGAAACUCGGCAGAAGGGAAAAAAUGUCUCUGACGCGGGUGACGAAGAGCAGAAGUCCAGUAUCGGACACCAAGAAGAACAAGUGGAGGGCGAAAUGAGUGAAGAGGAGCAUCUAGUUCGCGAUAAAGAGGACGAUGAUUUAUUGCUCCUCGAGCAGGCAGCUGCCGACUUCCUCGUGGUGAAACCUGCCGAGUAUGAGAGCUACUCUGGACGAGUACAGAAGGAGAGAGAGCUCUUCUUCAAUCCCAGCAAGCUGAGAGUGCCUGCCUCUCUAAAGGUACUUGGAAAUAUGCAGCCGAGGUACCUUGAGGACGAAGGUCUGUAUACAGGAGAGCGGCCGACCGUGUCUCUGUCAAACCAAAACAUUAUGGAGAAUCGGCUAGUCCAGCAAGAACAGGGGAAAAAAUGGUUUGGAGACGAUGGCAAGAUUUUGGCUUUGCCCAAUCCGGUGAAGCAAUCUUGCACAAGGCCUCCGAUAUUCUCCGUGGAGGAAGGUAAAGAGCCAGAACUGGAGACGCUGUAUAGAAAGGCCAUGAAAAUGACGCCUGCAAGUCAGUAUAUCGUGGGCUCAGGGGACCCCGCGGGGCAGUUCCAGUUGGAUGUCGAUAUUUCUGGGUUAAUCUUCACCCAUCACCCCUGCUUUAGCCGGGAACACGUCUUGGCGGCUAAACUGGCUCAGCUGUAUGACCAGUACCUCUCGAGGAGACAGAGAAAUCUUUCCAAACUGCUAACAGAUAAGUUGCAUGCCCUGAGAAAUGCCCUCCACAGUAUCUCGGGUGGCAGUGAAAUGGGGGCCCUUCAUCCAGUUGCACAACAGACUAUUACUGAAUAUGUGCUUGAAAUAAGGGAAACACGCAAACUUCGUGAUGCUGAGCAAGAAAGAGAUCGAGUGUUGCUGAAGGCCAUUAUCAAGGCGUGGAAGGAAAUCAAAUCCCUGCGUGACUUCCAGAAGUUCACUAACACGCCCCUGAAGCUCUGCUUGAGAAAGGAAGAAGUCGACAAGCAGAAGGAUGAGAAGGCUUAUGAGGAGGAAAUCCAGGCUGAAAUAGCGGAAUUAAUGGAAGAAUACAUGGAGGGAUAUGAAAAGAAAAUGCAAGACUACAAAACUGAACUUCAGGAAUGGAAAUCUUGGAAGAGAGCUCAGAAGUCCAAGAAAAGCAAGAAGAAGAAGAAGAGCUUUGAUCCAGGCGCAGAGGAUGAAGAAAUGGAAGAGCCGGAGGGUCUUGAGGAGCCGGUGAAACCCCUUCCUCCCCGGGUGGUUGACAGGCUUCAGGUGGAACAGCAGGUGCGGGAAAAAGCUGCCAGCAUUCGUCGGAGACCAGGGGAACCCGCUUUGAUUCCUGAGCUGAGCCUAACAGGGAACAUCACCCCAACUGAGCUUUGUCCUAGGGCUGAAGUUUCAAGACGUGAGGAUGUAAAGAAACGGUUUUUGUUUUUGAAAGUCCUUUUUAACUCCAAAGAGGUGUCGAGGACCCUUUCCCGGCAAAUAAGCUUAGACUUCCGGAUUCACUUUGGACAGAUUUUCAACUUGCAAAUAUUCAACUGGCCGGAGAGUUUGAAAUUGCAGAUAUAUGAAACAGUUGGUCAUGGCAGCGUGAACUUGUUGGCCGAAGUAUUUGUACCAAUCCCUGAGACAACAGUUCUGACGGGGGGAGCACCUAUAGAAGAAAUUGAAUUCAGCAGUGACCAGCGUGUGACGUUGGACCACGAAGGCGUGGGGAGUGGUGUUCCAUUUUCAUUUGAAGCUGAUGGCAGCAAUAAAGUAACUCUAAUGACAUCUGGCAAAGUAUCCUGCAGUGUUUCCUGGGCGGUUGGAGAAAAUGGAGUGCCCUUAAUUCCUCCAGUAUCACAGAGAAAUGUUGGGUUCACCAGUGCUGUGAAGAAUAUUGAUGCCAUCGCAUCUGUUGGCACGUCAGGGUUAACAGACAUGAAGAAGCUGGCCAAGUGGGCAGCAGAGACCAAGCUGGACCCCAACAACCCCAGCAACGCGGCCCUCAUGCAUCUGAUAAUGGUGUCCACCAGUGGAGAUGCUUCCGUUCCUGAUUUCUUCAGGCUGGAGCAACUACAGCAGGAAUUUAAUUUUGUUUCCGACGCUGAAUUUAACCAAUCCAAACGAUUUCGACUUCUUCAGCUCAGAAGUGGAGAGGUGGCUGAGUUUCGCAGUUAUAAACUUGUCCCUUUACUGGAAAGAGAAAUCAGUGAAAGAAUCUUCCAGGACUAUGAGAAAAGGCUACAGGAGAGGGAUGUCAUUGACACCAAGGACCACCUGGAUGCACACAGAGCUGUAGUCGCCAAGUACCUGCAAAAGGUGAGGGAGUCUGUAAUAAACCGAUUCCUGAUCGCAAAGCACCAUUUUCUCCUUUCUGAUAUGAUCAAUGAAGAAGAAAUCCUGAGUCUUGGCAUUUUGGGACUCAGUCUUUUUAAAUUGGCGGAGCCAAAACGGCCCUUGAAACCCAGACGAAAAGAGAGGAAAAAAGUCACAGCUCAGAACCUCUCAGACGGGGACAUCAGCGUCCUGGUGAAUAUCGUUAGAGCUUACGACAUUCCUAUAAGGAAGCCGGAAGGCAGCAAACUUCAGCAAUCGUCUAGAACAUCCCGAAGCUUCAAUGAGAUGUUUGCUGCCUCUUCAAACCUGCAGAGCCCAACCCACCCAGCACACUGGGCAUUCAGUCAGGUUUUAGUACGACCUUUUGUAGAAGUUUCUUUUCAGCGAACAAUUUGCCGGACGACAACUGCUGAAGGGCCAAAUCCCAACUGGAAUGAGGAGCUUGAAUUACCAUUUCGAGCCCCCAGUGGUGACUACAGCACUUCCGGCCUGCAAUCAGUGAAAGACGAUGUGUUCGUUAACAUUUUUGAUGAAGUCCUAUAUGACGUCUUAGAGGAUGAUCGUGAGAGAGAAAGUGGAGGAGUCCACACUCGUGUUGAGAAGCACUGGCUUGGAUCGGUGCGGAUCCCGUUUACAACUAUAUAUUUUCAAGGAAGAAUUGAUGGUACGUUUAAGAUAGAUAUCCCCCCAGUUCUUCUUGGGUAUAUCAAGGGGAAAAAUCUAGGAACUGAAAGAGGCUAUGAUUCCAUUCGAAAUCUGACUGAAGGCUCCUAUAUAUCACUGUUCAUUACUAUUGAACCACAGCUCAUCCCUGGAGAAUCAGUUCGGGAAAAGAUGACUGAAAUGCUUAAGAAGUUUGACAGCCAAGAAGAUGAGAAGCUCCUCCAAGCAGCUGAGAAGUAUCAGGCUGAAUGUCUGCUGAAGUUUCCCAGCCGCCAAUGCCUGACGACGGUCAUUGACAUUAAUGGGAAAACGGUCUUCGUUACGAGAUACAUCAAACCUCUGAACCCGCCAGAGGAGCUCCUUCGGGGCCAUGCGGACAACCCCCAAGCCACUUCUGAGAUGGUGGCGCGUUAUGUAGCCCUGAUUCCUUUCUUGCCCGAUAGCGUGUCGUUUGCUGGAAUUUGCGACUUGUGGAGCACAUCAGAUCAGUUCCUUGAUCUUUUGGCUGGAGAUGAGGAAGAACAUGCUGUGCUCUUGUGUAAUUAUUUUCUGGCUCUUGGCAAAAAGUCCUGGCUUCUAAUUGGAAACGCAAUUCCUGAGGGAGUAACAGCAUAUGUGCUCACGUGGGAACAAAACCAGUAUGUGAUCUGGAAUCCCAGGAACGGACACUUUUAUGGGCAGUAUGAUACUUUCUGCCCACUGCAAAAUGUAGGCUGUUUAAUUUCUGGUGACAAUGUUUGGUUCAAUAUCCAGCAAUAUGAUUCCCCACUGAGAAUAAGUUUUGAUGUCAGCAAACCCAAAUUUUGGAAACCGUUUUUUUCCAGAAGUUUACCGUUUCCUGGCCUCUCCAGUGUGCAGCCUGAAGCACUGUUUUACCAACGCGUGGACAAGACAGCUGCACUAGAACUGCAGGGCAGACUCGAGAAGAUUUUGAAAGAGAAGGUCAUGGAAUGGAGACCCAGGAACUUGACACGGUGGAACAGAUACUGUACUUCUACUCUUAGGCACUUCUUGCCUCUGCUGGAAGAGAAUCAGGGCAAAGAUGUAGAAGACGACCAUCAGGCAGAAUUACAAAAACAGCUGGGAGACUACAGGGUUUCAGGAUUUCCUAUCCACAUGCCUUUUUCAGAAGUCAGUCCUUUAAUUGAAGCAGUCUACACUACUGGAGUCCAUAACAUCGAUGUUCCAAAUACGGAGUUCGCGUUAGCAGUCUAUGUUCAUGCUUACCCUAGAAACAUUCUCUCAGUGUGGGUGUAUGUUGCUUCCUUAGUUCGUAACAGAUAAAAGCUGAAUUAAGUAAACUCUCGUGUGCUUUUGCCUCUUCCCAACGAAGAACUGCACUUGACAUUUUUACCUUCUUCGCAUUCUUAAGAAUUAGAAGGUAACAUUCUUUGUACCCCUUUACCAUAGGUUCUAAUUUUGUAUUUUUAUAUAUUAAAGAUAAAAGCCACACCUUUUAA
Molecule: messenger RNA, 4930 nt
Organism: Heteronotia binoei (common prickly gecko)
Lineage: Eukaryota; Metazoa; Chordata; Lepidosauria; Squamata; Gekkonidae
Gene: CC2D2A
Product: coiled-coil and C2 domain containing 2A
Exons: 35
Coding region: 78-4754 (1558 amino acids)
Biological process (GO): protein localization to ciliary transition zone; non-motile cilium assembly
Cellular component (GO): ciliary transition zone
Source: RefSeq, a predicted model, not a curated record